This is a messenger RNA of Priapulus caudatus, 1899 nucleotides long. RefSeq names its product putative transcription factor Ovo-like 1. The coding region runs from base 224 to 940 and encodes 238 amino acids. The record is from RefSeq and is a predicted model, not a curated record. Lineage: Eukaryota; Metazoa; Priapulida; Priapulimorpha; Priapulimorphida; Priapulidae. The transcript is spliced from 2 exons. Gene Ontology annotation, cellular component: nucleus. Gene Ontology annotation, molecular function: RNA polymerase II cis-regulatory region sequence-specific DNA binding; DNA-binding transcription factor activity, RNA polymerase II-specific. Gene Ontology annotation, biological process: epidermal cell differentiation; regulation of transcription by RNA polymerase II.
AAAGGAGAAUGAGACCUGGUCAGAUUCGUCCGCUUUCCAUCACGUUACUUUGCAUGAUACACAGAACCCCACACAAGCUCCCGUAGUAAGAAACGACAGCCAAUCUUUAGGUGUGCCGCAGGCCAUCCCAUUGAUCACCGCUAAUCACUCGCGGUUGCUACGGAAACCUUUACAGAUAUGUCAGGCACGUUCAAACGACAGGAACGGCAGACACGAGUCCUUGAUGUGUCUUUCAUGCAGCAAAGAGUUCAGAAAUUAUCGUACGCUCAAACGCCAUCUUAGGACCCACACUGAUGCAAAACGGCACGUGUGCGCAUACUGCGGCAAGGGCUUCCACGACGCGUACGACCUGAAGCGGCACCGGCGCAUCCACACGGGCGUGCGGCCGUACAAGUGCCACGGCUGCGCGGCCGCGUUCACGCAGCGCGUCUCGCUCGAGGCGCACGAGACGAAGCUGCACGGGGCGCGGUCUGCGCUCGCCUACAAGCAGCGCCGUGCCAAGGUCUACGUCUGCGAGGAGUGUGGCCACGCGACGGAGCACGCUGACACGCACUGCGCGCACGUUCGCGCCGCGCACCCGCACCGCCGCGCGCUGCUCAACGUCCACGACAAGCGCGCAUUCCCGCGUGGCGGCGACGACGACCGCCGGCGGGGGAGCGCGAGGACGGACGGUGGCGGAGAGAGCGCGAGGACACCGGGGGUUGGAUGCGAGGCUCGCGCCCGCAUUUGGCCGAUCGUCGGUCGAGUAGAGCUCGGUACGGAUGCUGCGUAUCGCGCAGAGCUCGGUACGGAUGCUGCGUACGGCGAUGAUCAGGUUACGGGUGAUAUGCCGAUGGAUCUCUCUGUGCAUCGUUGGCGAUGGCCGGUGCACACGUACACACACGACACAGCAACCUCAGCUAAUGGUCACCACUUUGAAGGCAGCUCCUCCUUAGCUUAGGCUACGCUACCCUAACGCUAGCUGAAGGUGGCAUCUAGUCUAGUUAUUUAAAGCUAGAAGGCUACAGUCUACGAGGCCUGCAGUGGUGGGAGUAGACCCAAGCAUAGGUUACUCCUAGUAGUACCCUGAAGUUGUAGGCACGAGUUGUCUGUACUAUGUGAUCAGGAGUCUAUCAAUAUUGAUAGACUCCUGAUGUGAUGUAUGUGCACCGAAUCUGGCGCGCAUGGUUGUUUUAGAAAUUGCAUUUCCAUUUUGUUCUGGUACUGAAUUUUGUGAUAAAAAAUCGACCAGGUGAUUUAUUUAGCAUGCUGUUGUGCAUUGUAAAUUAUGAAUUUAUAACAAGGUUUUAUUUCAUUCUUGUAGUUCAUGUUGUAUUAUAUGAUAUAAGCAACUCGUAUGAGGGGAUGACCACAGCUAAAGAAAUAAUUUCUUUACAAUUGUCUUGCAUUUUAUCACACGACUAUUUUGCUUUAUUUCUACCUAUACUAUCUAACAAUGUCCAGCGUGUGCCUGAUAAUUUCUGACGAUUUGCAUCCCGUGUCUAUUGUCCACUGAAUAUUCAUCUACCCAUCUCAGGAAAUGACUUUCUAAAUGCAUUCCUUGUCAUAAAAUAUCAUAUAUGUAAAUUAAAAUGAGGUGAAAGUGUCCAGUAUACUUCUCACAUAUGCUUGUCCUCCUCAUCCCAAGGUAGUCGCUAGAGGUUGCUGUCUUGCAUGCAUUAUAUCUGUGAACACUCCCCUGUGCGGCUUUAAUAAUGUAGGUGUUGCAUAAAAUAUUACGUGUCAUGGUUGUGUUGCUGAAUUCACCUUGUAGUUACUUUAUUAUUUAAAAUGAUGAUUGUCAUUAUAUUCAUGUUGCAGUCUACAAUUAUUUAUAGUAGCUAGGAAAUUUAUGAAGUAUGUCGUUUUAUGCCUCAACUUUAUUCUUUCUCUUGGACAUUGCUGAGUAAUCAUAAAACU